AACCGAAAUAAACAGUAUAGGCUUAGCCUAACGUAUUAUAACAGUUUUAGGCAAUGUCUUAAUGGUCUACAAAUACAAAAGCAUUAAUGGGUUUCUCUCUUUAUCCAUCUUGGGCCUUUUGACUCUACUAGAAACUAAAGGGUAAAACGGAACUUUCAAGUCUCCCUUUGAUCGAUCGCUGCCUAUAUAUAUAGUCGCCUGCAAAAACUAGGGUAUAAAAGCCCCAAAUUAUUUUCUCCGCUCAAGAGAACCAAAUCCUUCGCAAUCGGACCCCAACGGUAGCCGUACCAAUCCUUCUUCUUACUUCGCCGGAGAUCGAUCGUUAGAUAAUGGCGACGUUUGAGCUAUACAGGAGAUCGACCAUAGGGAUGUGUUUGACGGAGACUUUGGAUGAGAUGGUUCAGAGCGGUACCUUGAGCCCUGAGCUAGCUAUCCAAGUCCUUGUUCAGUUUGAUAAGUCCAUGACUGAAGCUCUGGAGAGCCAAGUGAAGACCAAGGUGUCUAUCAAGGGGCACUUGCACACUUACAGGUUCUGUGACAACGUAUGGACCUUUAUAUUACAGGACGCAAUGUUCAAGAUUGACGACCGUCAAGAGAAUGUUAGCCGGGUCAAGAUAGUGGCAUGUGACUCUAAGCUGCUCACACAGUGAGAGAUAUGUAAUAGAUUUUUGAGUUUUCCCUUUUUCACUUUGUAAACUCAAGCACUUGCUAUAUGUUGAGCUCCAUUUGCAGCCAUCAAUUUAGCCCCUUUAUAUGUACAUUAUCGGCCCAAAGACAUAUGGGACUCCUGUUUCUAUGAGAAAGUUCUUAAGAUUCACCA
Messenger RNA from Raphanus sativus (radish), 820 nucleotides. RefSeq names its product transcription initiation factor IIA subunit 2. The record is from RefSeq and is a predicted model, not a curated record. Bases 330 to 650 code for a protein of 106 amino acids. Gene Ontology annotation, molecular function: TBP-class protein binding; RNA polymerase II general transcription initiation factor activity. Gene Ontology annotation, biological process: transcription initiation at RNA polymerase II promoter; RNA polymerase II preinitiation complex assembly. Lineage: Eukaryota; Viridiplantae; Streptophyta; Magnoliopsida; Brassicales; Brassicaceae. Gene Ontology annotation, cellular component: transcription factor TFIIA complex. The transcript is spliced from 4 exons.